Hyaloscypha bicolor E is the source of this 552-nucleotide messenger RNA. RefSeq lists its product as uncharacterized. The transcript has a single exon. The coding region runs from base 103 to 510 and encodes 135 amino acids. Lineage: Eukaryota; Fungi; Ascomycota; Leotiomycetes; Helotiales; Hyaloscyphaceae. The record is from RefSeq and is a predicted model, not a curated record.
GUCACGUGGUGCCGUGAUAAUUUGUACUAACCAAUCCCUAGUACAAAUGUUUCUGUGGUACAGUUUUUGGAAAUACUAUUAAUGAAGCUCUAGCCUCCUAAAAUGAAUUUGGGGGGGAAAAUGGGCCUAAAUCGAAUAUCACUAUAUGUCCUCUGGAUCCCCUCUUGUUCCGUUCUAAUACUUUCAGAGUCUGGACGCGUUCUCGGCUCGACCAACACGUCAAGGUUGCCCCUUCCAUUAUCGUCCCUCUCUCGUCCACUCUGCUUCCAAUUCAAAUGCUGGCUGACUGGAUUGCGGCUGACUUCAAGGUCUUUGCAGACGUUAAAAUUGCAGUGCUCCUCAACUGAUGUUCGACAGCGUCUGCUUGCUUCGGUUUUUGAAGUCGAGACAUGCCAACCCUGCAAGCGCUGGACAGUCAUUGUUGCUAAUAAUCCAUUGAUUGGAUUCGAACGGCUAACCGAAUCGAAUGCCCUGCACAUUCUCAGCCGUGCUCAACCUUGUAGGGCGUAGCUUGCCGCUUGCCGCUAACCAACCCCGCCAGAAAUCGUAUCA